Lymnaea stagnalis (great pond snail) is the source of this 1738-nucleotide messenger RNA. The record is from the annotation of a GenBank genome assembly. Lineage: Eukaryota; Metazoa; Mollusca; Gastropoda; Lymnaeidae.
AGGUAUUACUGGUUGGAUGAUGAGAACCUCUAUCAGAGAGCUGUAAAUGCUCAGUUUCCUUAUGGGUACGAAUACCUGGGUAACACACCGCGCCUGGUCAUCACACCUCUAACAGACAGGUAGGGCCCAUUCUUAUGUCAUCUCUAAUUUGAAAAGCACGACAGGCAAAAAGAAUUAAGUCAAGUAUAGCUGUCACUGAAUUAAGUAAGUAUAGGUGUCACUGAAUUAAGUCAAGUAGAGCUGUCACUGGAUUAAGUCAAGUAUAGCUGUCACUGGAUUAAGUCAAGACAGAGUUUGAUGCAAUUUAAAAUAACUUUGUUAUGAAAAAUUCAUAUUUAAAAUACUUAUAGCUGUAUCUGACUAAAAACUGAUUUGUAUUAAUAUUCUUAGCAGCCACUGUUUCUUCCUUGCCACAUUGGUUACCAUUUCCGUUUUGGUGGUUUAGAUUUCCCUCCUCUUUAAGGAAUAGCUACCAAACAAUUCCCUGGUUACCCACCUAUGUCUGGAAGUGACUGAACAUGCGUUUGAAACUACUGUCUCCUGGUUAUGAGUAGAAGAAUUAGCAGCACUGUUCCAGACAGCAACUCGUUUUUUUUGUUUGUUUUACGGUAGAAUUUUUUUCUUUAUAUUUUUGUGACAUGUUUCCUUAGAUGCUACUUGACUUUGACCGGAGCCCUUCAUCUCUUGUUUGGAGGUGCCCCAGCAGGACCUGCUGGAACAGGCAAGACUGAAACCACAAAGGUAAUGUUGCAAGAAUAUGAUAUUGAGUUUGAUUAGAUUAGUUGGGUUCAUUCCACGUAGCGUGUCUAUCAUCCUAAAACAUUUGUAUGACUGGGACCAUUAAAACAGCUAAUAUAAAUGAUUACCGGAGAUUUGACCGAAUGAAAUUUCAUCGACGGAAAUUUGAUUGAAUCUUUUUUUAGUUCACACAUUAAAAUUUUCGUCAAAUUUCUUUUUGAAUGCACUAUAUUAUAUAGUAAAACAAAAUAAUGUGUUCAAAAAGAAAUUUGAAGUAAAAUUUUAACUUUUGAACUGAAAAAAAGAUUCAACUGAAUUUCAGUUCGAUAAAAUUUCCAUUGAGCUUUGGGAUUAUAGGAACGGAGUAGAAAUUAGCUUUUAUCUUAAGAAGUAAAUUUUGAUAUAAUUUUAAACAUGUCAUCGUUAAAAUUUUCCUUUUUGUAAUUAGUCAAAGGUUUAUUUUCUGAGCUCUACAUUUGUCUGUCAUUAAAUAAAAAAAUAAAUAAAAUGCAUUGUUACUUUGGAAAGGGAUACUAGACUUAGUAAAACAGUUCAUUGGGGGUGCAAGACUAGUCAAAUUAUUUGUAGGGGCUGCGAAGUAAACAAAAGGUUGGGAAACACUGAUUUACAGAUUCUGUCUCCAUCAUUUUUUGCAUAUGGAUUUAUUAAAUUUUGACUUAUAAACAUUUUUUUAUUAAUUUAUACUACUUUGUACUGUGCUUUUAAAAAAAGACUGUACUAUUUAAUUAAAAACUCUACUUGACAAAAAUGACUAUGAUCAAACUGAUUUAUUUUUUCCUGUUUAUAUUAAUAUUUUAGCCCAAGCUAAUUUACUUGACAAAACAGCUUUAAAUAGAUUUUCAUUGAGAUUAAAUACCCGAGUUAGUUACCAUUCUUUUGUAAAUGAACUUAAAUUUUACUCUUUUGAAACUGGUAGGAUUUAGGCAAAGCAUUUGCUAUUCAGUGCGUGGUUUUCAAUUGUUCUGAUCAGCUGGAUUAC